Fragaria vesca subsp. vesca is the source of this 1056-nucleotide messenger RNA. RefSeq names its product isopenicillin N epimerase-like. Lineage: Eukaryota; Viridiplantae; Streptophyta; Magnoliopsida; Rosales; Rosaceae. The record is from RefSeq and is a predicted model, not a curated record. The coding region runs from base 1 to 1056 and encodes 351 amino acids. The transcript has 2 exons.
AUGUCUGUGGCUUUGGGCGUGACGAGCUCCAGUGAAAGAGAAUCGAAGCUCGAAUGUUUCUCAGCAUCUCCGGAAAAUUUUUCGACUCCGGCCACGGCUGCAAUCGAGACCGAUGGCGGGGAUGCUGUCAUCACACUGCAGUGUGCUUAUGGCGCGGUGAAGAACUCCAUUAAGGCCUAUUUUGAGCGAGCUGGCGGGUAUGUUAUUGAAGUUCCAUUUCAAUUUCUAGUGAAUUCCAGUGAAGAAAUAGGAAAUGAAUUUCAGAUGGCUUUGGUGAAGGGAAAGGCUAGUGGUAGAAGAGUUAGAUUAGCUCUGAUUGAUCAUGUUACAUCCAUGCCAUCUAUUUUACUUCCAAUUAAGAAAUUGGUUGAAGUGUGCAGGGAAGAAGGUGUUGAUCAAGUUUUCAUAGAUGGGGCUCAUGGUGUUGGGUGUGUAGAUGUUGAUAUGCAAGAAAUAGGGGCAGAUUUUUACAUUAGUAAUUUGCACAAGUGGUUCGUCUGCCCUGCUUCGGUUGCAUUUCUGUAUUGUAGGAAGUCAGUCACACAUUCAGAACUGCAUCAUCAUAUGGUGUCUCAUGAUUAUGGUAAAGGGUUGGCUAUUGAAAGCUGCUGGAUAGGGACUAGGGAUUAUAGUCCUUUAGUAGUUCCUUCAGCUGUGGAGUUCACAAACAGAUUUGAAGGCGGUAUCGAUGGAAUCAAAAGGAGGAAUCAUGAUUCUGUUGUUGAGAAGGGAAAGAUGUUGGCAAAGGCUUGGGGAACCAAUCUUGGGUCUCCACCGGAUAUGUGUGCAAGCAUGAUCAUGGUGGGAAUGCCGGCUUAUUUGGGGGUUUCAAGUGACGAUGAUGCCUUGAAAUUAAGGACACAUCUGAGGGAGAAAUUUAGUGUUGAAGUACCAAUAUAUUACCGAAUGCCGAAGCAUGAAGAGGUUGCAAAAACAACAACUGCGUAUGCUCGAGUUUCUCAUCAAGUCUACAACAAAGUUGAUGACUAUUAUAAGUUCAGAGAUGCAAUCAAUCAACUUGUUUGUGAUGGGUUCACAUGUGCUCGAUCUUUAUGA